GAUUCGUCUUUUGGCCCAUUCGGAUGUGGCCUCCGCGCGCGCGUUGUCCACUGACAGUUUUAUUAUUAUUAUUGUUGUUAUUAUUAUUAUUAUUAUUUGGGGCCCAAAGCUAACUCUUGCCCUUUCGAGCUGCGCGUAAUUUCGGUUUUGGUUUCGAAUCCAUAUCCAUUCGGCAUCUCGCAUUCGCGUUCGCGUUGUUUCGAGUGCAUCCACAUCCACUGCGAUUGUUGUUGUGUUCCAGUUGCCGUUUUGUGGGAGAUGGCCGAAACGAUCAGUACGGCGGCCAGUGGGAUGGAGUUGGCCCUGAAGGACCCCAGUCCGACGGUGGGUGGCGGCAUGAUCGUGGACAUGACGCCCACCACGGCGGCCCUGCUGCACCACAACGCGAUGGCGAUGCGCGGCCUGAAGGAGGCGGCCUCCUCCGCCUCGGAGUCGGAGCUGCAGGAGCCGCGCUCGCCGACGCCCACGCCCACGAAUCUCAGCACAGGCCCCCACUCGCCGCCCAUGACCUUCCGCUGCGAGCGCUGCGACAGCUUCGAGACCGGCUCGCGCGCCUCCCUGCUGCUCCACGUGGUCCAGUGCCUGGCGGGUCAGGCGGCAGCGGCAGCGGCGGCGGCGGCUGCGUCGGCGCGUCUCAAGAGCGAGGACCUGCAGGAGCCGGAGAACAUGAGCCUGGGCCACAUGGAGGGCGGCAAGGGCGACGGCCAGGCGGGCAACGGUUCCAGCUCCUCGGCCAGCUCCUCGCCGGCGGGCAACAGCGGCGGGGGAGGGGGAGGAGGCGGCGGCGGCGGCGGGAACAGCAGCUCGCGCAAGGUGUUCGAGUGCGACGUGUGCAACAUGAAGUUCUCGAACGGGGCGAACAUGCGGCGCCACAAGAUGCGGCACACGGGCGUGAAGCCCUACGAGUGCCGGGUGUGCCAGAAGCGGUUCUUCCGCAAGGACCACCUUGCGGAGCACUUCACCACGCACACCAAGACGCUGCCCUACCACUGUCCGAUCUGCAACCGCGGCUUCCAGCGCCAGAUAGCGAUGCGGGCCCACUUCCAGAAUGAGCACGUCGGCCAGCACGACCUGGUGAAGACGUGUCCGCUCUGCAGCUACCGGGCGGGCUCCAUGAAGUCGCUGCGCAUCCACUUCUUCAACCGGCACGGCAUCGACCUGGACAACCCGGGACCGGGCGGCACCUCCUCGCUGCUCCUCGCCUUGGAGUCGCAGGCUUCGGCGGCGGCAGCUGCAGCGGCGGCCAGCUAUGUGCCACCUGGACUCAGUCCCGUGCCCGUGCAGUCCCAGCAAUCCCAGCAGCAGCAGCAGCAACAGGUUGCUCCUCCGGCCAGCGACAGCGGGGAGUCGAUGCGAUCCCUGGAGAACGCCACGCCGCCGAUGCACUUCCUCACGCCGCACGUGGAGAUCUCGACGCUGGGCGAGAGCGGCAACACGGAGUUGUUCAACCUGAUUUGCGUUUGGCGUGAAUCUGCAUUGCAGGGCAACAACAAUAACAACAACAACAACAACAACUGCACCACGAACAACAAUAACAACAACAGCAGCAGCAGCGGGAGCAACAACAACAACAACUGCAACUCCAUUAGCAAUGGAAAUGCCGAGUCCAACGGCGAUAAGGUGAAAGAUCGAGCCCUGAUCAUGCAAUCUCCAGUGGAGCUGCCCAUGGAUUGCAACACCAAGGCCACGCCCAUCACAUCCAGCACCACAGCGAGCAGUCUGAGUGGCGGUCUCAAGAGCCACCAUCAGCACCCGCACCACCACCACCACCAUCACCACCACGAGAACCACAUAACGCCGUCGAUCAGUCUGAUACCCAUCAAACAGGAGCCCAUGGCUGAGGAUGUGGACAAGAAGGACCUGAUGAACGGCAGUGAUCCCAGCAGCGACACAGAACAGGCUUCCAUCAACAAUAACAAUAACAGCAGCAGCAACAACAACAACAACAGAAUCACCUCACUGAUCAAGGUCUCUCCACUGAAAUCGCUCCUGCGCGAGGAUCUCAAGCGGCGCAUCUGCGCGAAGGCCAACAACCGGAUCACCCGGAACGCCACUCCGCUGGAGAGCAACAACAACAACAACAACUCCGUGCUGUCGAACAGCUUGAGCAACGGAUCGGGACGCGGAUCGCCGGGCAUCAACGGGGUAAGCGGCGGCGGCGGCGGAGGAGGUGGACCGCCCACGCCGGCGGCGCCAAGUGCCACCAACGGGGCCAGCUCGACGCCCAUCUGCAACGGGACGAUCACGUCGACCGGGCAGGACGGGGACCUGCUGCUGAACCGCAAGCUGAUCCUCACCUGCCACUUCUGCGGCAUCGAGUUCCCCGACGAGACGCUCUACUUCCUGCACAAGGGCUGCCACUGCGAGAGCAAUCCGUGGCGGUGCAACAUCUGUGGCGAGCAGCUGAACAACGUGUACGAGUUCAACUCGCACCUGCUCAGCAAGAGCCACCAAUAGCAGCCACAGUUGGCCGGCAAGUAGGAGGAGGCGAGUAGGAGCUUGCCGGCUCGGGAUCUGCAACCGGACCAGGUCCACAAUAUUUACUUAGCUCAAUUUUGAGAGAUUUUCCACAACCAGGCACACAGUUAAGCUCAGAGCAAAUUAUACACUUACCAUCUAGUUCUACGUUUACACUUACGUCUACGUUACAGAUACAGAUAUAGUUAUAGUUAGUUAGAGAUAACUCAUCAUAUUUUUAUGAUCUGCAUGCAGAGAGUAUGAAAAUCAAAUGAGAGCUACGUAGUUACCUAAUCCCUUAAAGAGUCGAACAGAUUGCAGAAUCAAAAACGGAUGGCAUAUAUGCAAACAUAUUAUAUACAUAUACCCUCCCCGGAAAGCAACCAACCCUGUUAUGUAGUCUUAUUAUGCGAAUGCGUUAGGUUUUGUAGUUUAGUCCUUAAGUACUUGGCAAUAAUUUCCAGCCGGUUCAACCGGCCAGCAACACUUGCGUCAACGCGGGUCCGCUUAAGUCGGUUUUAGUGCAUUAUAUUAUUAUAUACAUAUAGCUAAGGCUCGCCUCAAAGGUGGCAGUUUAUCGUUUUAAGCAUCCACACUUCACACACACUUCACUCGACACACAUAGAUACAUCCGAUACGAUAUAUAUGCCUAUACAGUUGCGGCGAAGGGCUUUAAAUUUGUUAUGUUUUCAGAGUUUAAUACGUCGGCAGCCAGUUUAAUUACGCGGAUAUAAACGAGACGCUAUAUAUCUACGAAUAUUUACAUAUAGACAGCAGGAUAUAUACGAACAUAGCCAGGUUAUAAACACCACUUUUCACACAGGAACAGAUACAGAUACAGAUACAGAUGCAGACAAACACACAGAUACAGCAACAGAUACAGCAAACAGAUACAGUUACAGAUAUAGAUUCGGAUUCAGAUAAUGAUUCUUUUAGCUUAGCAGAGGGUUAUCGAAUUAUGAAUUCAAUUAUUAUACUCGUACCUUUUACCAUAGCUCCUAGUUUGAAUAACUAAUCUAACACAAUAACGGCAACGAUCGAGGGUUUCUUCGAUUGUGGAAAACAUUUCGAAUAUUCGCACAGUGCUGCUCGUAAGUUUGCAUACAACUGGAGCAUAGGAACAUUUUUUAAACAAGCAAGACAAAAAGAAAAACAUGCAAAAAUUACAAUUGUGAUACGAAAUUGUUGUAAAUAAUUGGUAAAUCGAAACAUGAGUAACAUGAACUUUAUCGUUUAGACAAAACUAUGCCUUAGAUGCCUAUGAUAUAGCAUAACAUACAUAUACUGAUAUACUGAUAUCUACAUCUACGAUACGAUACGAGCGAUCACUGUACAAACAACCAACUGGACGAGAAACUGUUGAUUAGUAUAGUUAACUUUAGUGUAAAUCAAAAUUUGAGAAAGAAACCCCAGUCCUUCCCAAACCCUCCAACCCCCACUGCCCCCCUCCGAUUCCCGUCCCGAAAUCCGAACCCCUUUUGCUGACGUCACGGGUUGUAUGCAGCCAGCAAGGCGCCACUGUGCGCAAAAUUUUACUUCAAAUUAACAUCCGUCCAUGAUGUUCACAGUUCUAGCGAAAAUAACACUUAACACUUAUCCAUAAUGCUUUCGUAUGUAAAAACAAAGGUGAGGAGGACUCGAAGCCAACCAACCACAUUGUUUAGUUCCCAUCUUCUACUGUUAUUUGAUCUGUACUUUUAGCUAGCCUUAAUACUUAGUCGAAGGUUUUUGUUAAUCAUUUUUUGUUGUUCAUCCAUUAGCACGUUAGAAGACACCUGCAGCACUUGCACAUUAUGUACAUUACGUUCUUCCCAACUUCUUCUUAUAGCAAUAUAUAUGGCAAUGCCCCCUUACUUUGCUCUUCUCUAGCCAAUUCACAUGUGUAAAAAUGGUUUGUUGUGUUCAGUUAAUAUUUACUACUUACUACUCGGUAAUUUACCACAUAGGGCGUAUUUUGUUUUUGUUUUUAACUUUGUUGAUAAACUAGCAUCGAGUUGUUACACAAAUCAAUCCAUUUCGAAAUCAAAAGGCGUACAACGUUGAAUGUAACAAUUGAGCAAUUUUUAGCGGUCUUUCAUGUUAAAUUUUAAUAGAAUUAAAUCGAUAACAGAACAUUUAAAACAAAAUGGAAACACCAAAUGGAUUAAGAACAGAAACAAAACAUUUACUUAAUUAGUGAUUAUAAUUCUAGCUACAAACAAAAAAGGCAUGUUAAUUUUUUAGAAAUAAAAAUGGUU
Messenger RNA from Drosophila ficusphila, 4694 nucleotides. RefSeq lists its product as uncharacterized. Gene Ontology annotation, biological process: regulation of transcription by RNA polymerase II. NCBI's taxonomy places the organism in Eukaryota, Metazoa, Arthropoda, Insecta, Diptera, Drosophilidae. The transcript has 5 exons. The record is from RefSeq and is a predicted model, not a curated record. Gene Ontology annotation, molecular function: RNA polymerase II cis-regulatory region sequence-specific DNA binding; DNA-binding transcription factor activity. The coding region runs from base 259 to 2457 and encodes 732 amino acids.